UUCAUGAAGAAUUUAGACUACCAGAGCUUGAAUCAUUAGCAAAAAUUGAAGAUGUAAAGUUGACAUAUAAUAAAGAAGAAUAUAAAAAAAAUUGUCCAUUUUUGGUCGUUGACAUUGAAACUGAGGAAGAAGCGGCAAGACUUAUUAAACGAGCUAUUUUGAUAAAAAAUAUUUAUGAAUUAUGGGGAAUGGGUGAAACAUAUGAUGAAGUGCAUGCUCAAGUAAAAGCUUAUCCUGAACGAUGGUCUUCAUAUAUCCACAAAUCAUUUAAAUUCACGGUAUCAGGCUUCGGAUCCACAUGUUCAUCAGAUUAUCAAGUUCGUAUAAUCAAUUCUUUUUCUUAUCUUGGAUUUAAAGGAGAUAUCGACUUAAAAAAUCCACAAGUACAAUUUGGUGUAUUAGAAGACUAUGGGCUAGACCCUCAUGCUGCACUUCCACCACCAAAUCCUUAUACUAUAUAUUUUGGGCGUUUGAUUGCUUCUGGAAAUAGGGAUCUGGUUCAGAAAUACAAUUUAAAAAAAAGAAAAUAUAUCGGAAAUACGUCAAUGGACGCUGAAUUAUCAUUGAUAAUGGCUAAUCAAGCAUUGGCUUCUCCGGGAAAACUGAUAUAUGAUCCGUUCGUAGGUACAGGCAGCUUUCUUUUAACAUGUGCACACUUUGGCGCGUUCACUUUGGGGUCAGACAUCGACGGACGGCAAAUUCGUGGACAAGCGGAUAAAUCUGUAAAAUCCAACAUAGAUCAAUAUAAUCUAGGUGACAAAGUCUUGGAUACCUUAGUCUUUGAUAUAUGUCAUCAUCCGUGGCGAGAAAAUCUCUGGUUUGAUGCAAUUGUGACCGAUCCACCGUAUGGUGUUAGGGCGGGUGCAAAAAAACUUGGAAGAAAAGAUCCAACAAAACGGUCGCGUGUAGUUGAUGGUGUACCAGCUCACAAACGCGAAAAUUAUUAUCCGCCAACAAAGCCAUACGAAAUGUCUGAAGUGCUCAUAGAUCUGUUGGAAUUCGCUGCACGAUUUUUAGUAGUUGGUGGUCGUUUAGUAUAUUGGUUACCAACUAUUGUUGAUGAGUAUUCGAGUGAAGAUAUACCUGAACACCCGUGCAUGAUUCUGAUUUCUAAUAGUGAGCAAAAUUUUGGGCAAUGGAGUAGACGAUUAGUUACGAUGGAAAAAUUUAAGGAGAAUGUCGAAGGUGAACAUGCAAGUGUGAACAAUGCAAAAAGUUUAGAUAACAUGUCAUUGUUAUUCCAAAAAAAGAAAGAGGGAAAAAGUGAUGGUGAUGGAAAAGAUUUCGAAAAAACAAAUGAUAACGACGCGAAUAAAAAACCUGGUCAUUACUUAUUUCGCGAAAAAUCCGAAGAAAAAACUAAAAGAGAGCAGACAUGGAUAAGAUUUAAGAACAAAGACAAUGCAAAUGACAGUGUUGAUAACGUGCAAUCAUCUUCUACAAUACCACCUACAGAAAAUAUCCUUAGUGAAAAGCCAUCAGAUUAUAAUACUAAAAAGCCGGAACAAUAA
Dentiscutata heterogama is the source of this 1511-nucleotide messenger RNA. The record is from the annotation of a GenBank genome assembly. NCBI's taxonomy places the organism in Eukaryota, Fungi, Glomeromycota, Glomeromycetes, Diversisporales, Gigasporaceae.